UUUAAAACAUUUCCAUUUUACUUGAGUAGUGUUUCACUCAAUGACUUUUACUUGAGUAACAUUUUGGUAUAGUAUCUGUACUUUUACUUGAGUGAAAAAAUCGAGUACUUUUGCACUACCGAUUAUUGUACGCAUAUCUAUUUCCAGAAAAAAAAAAUGAGUGAGGAUUCCAAUGAAGUGAGAGAUGGCACUGAAUGCCGCCACGUUCCCCAGGAAGAAUGUGUUGAAGCUGAGCAUUACUGCAAUCCAUUUCUAAUUGUCUCCUGGAAGUGGAUCUUAAUCGUCACCAUUGGGGUUCUCUUCCUCCUGGCCCUGGCUGGGUCUUUGGCCUACGUGGCCAUUAGCCAACUCCACCUGUCCGCUGUUGUUGGCACCAACUGCGGGUAUGUACGCGGCCGAUGGGCCGACGGGGCGUUCUCCUUCAAGGGCAUCCCCUUCGCUGCACCUCCCAUCAAAGAGCGACGGUGGAAGCCCCCGGUGGACCUCCAGGAAGCCGGCCUGUGCUGGAGAGGCACCUACGAGGCCGCCCUCUUCCGUAACAUGUGUGCGCAGGUGCAGCCCAUGGAUGAAAAGGGCAAGGUCAUGGGCGAGGAGGACUGCCUCUACCUGAACGUGUGGACGCCCAGCUUACAGAAGGAUGCCAGGCUGCCCGUGAUGGUGUGGUUCCACGGGGGGUACCUGCACAUGUUCAGUGGAUCAGAGAAGGGCUACUCGCCGACCGAAAGUCUGGCUGCCCAGACCGGGAUCGUUUACGUCAGUUUCAACUACCGCCUCAACGCUUUUGGCUUCCUCGCCUUGGAGCUUCUGAGAGAAGGUUCUCCAACCAACACAUCCGGAAAUUAUGGCUUCAUGGAUCAGAUUGCAGCUCUGAAAUGGGUGCAAAGGAACAUCCAGCAGUUUGGUGGCGAUCCGGGAAAAGUCACUAUAUUUGGACAAAGUUCAGGGGGAACAUCUGUGUGGACCAUGAUGAUGUCCCCACUCGCCAAAGGCCUGUUCCACAGGGCUAUAGACAUGAGUAGCUCUUACAAUUACAAUGGCUCUUUGGAGAAGGCGGAGAAGGACAACUUGGUGUUCCUGAAGAAGUCAGGUUGCAGUGACUUACAGUGUCUCUACAGUCUCUCCACAACCAAAGUUCUCCAGUCUAUUCCAUGGAAAGAAUACCCUUCUUGGGCCGCUGAAGACUGUACAAAUUUACCAACGAAGGGCCUCUUUGUUGGACCGGUGGCUGUUGUAGAUGGGCAUGUUCUACUUGCCCCACCCUUUGAGACCUGGGAGAAAGGCAGCAGCUACAAUGAUGUUCCCUAUGUGAUCGGAACCACCGAACAGGAAGCUGAUUUCAGUCCACCAUAUGAGAACAUCUCAAUGUGGACUUGGGAAGACUACAAUUGGUUUGUGACAAGAAAUCUGAUGCCCUUUGGAGUGAAUAUCUCCAAAGAAGCCGCUACCCUGUACCCAGUAUCUGCCAAAUGCCCCAUCAAUGACCGCUGUCCUGAAAGACUCUACACCACCCUGGUGUCAGACAUGAGAGUCACCUGUCCUGCUCACGACAAAGCCAGAAGAGCUGCAUUGGCUUCGAAGAGCCCUGUGUACCGUUACAUUGUCACCUACACGCCGUCCAGAGUGGAGAAGGUCUCCCGCCUGCUACCCUUUCCCAGUCGCUUCUCAUUCCACAUGUUAGAUGCACUGGCGUUCUUUGAUGGCCUUAAAUCGGUACUGGCGGGGGAGAGCUCAGAAGAUCGAAGUUUUCAGGGGAUCAUGACCAAGUAUAUGGUGCACUUCGCAAGAACAGGUGAGAUGCCCAGCGAGUGGCCCCCGUUCCCCUCACACAUGGCGCUGCUGUCACACAACUUCUCCGUCGACCAGAAUUUCUCAGCCUCGCGGUGUCACUUCUGGGAGAAGAAUCACUUUUAUCCAUAUGCAUGGGCCAAUUAAGAAGAAUGGGACUUACUUGUAUUCUGCUUUAUCAGAAAUGGUUUUAAUGUUUUAUGGUGUUUGCACAAAGUUACCAACCGCUAAGGGAACGCUGAAUACACUAAACUACUGCACUGUGACGAAAGGGCACCUGUUCUUGUUCCCAUGCCAGUCUGAAUGUGGUGCCAGUUCUCCUACCUCUGUACCAAUGAAUGCACUACGGGUGCAAUGAUAUACAAAAUUCAUAGUUCAAUACCUUGGUUUGGUUUCACAGCUCGGUGCAAAUUCAGUACAGCAAGGAAAACAGAAUUUCUUUUGAAAUUAUUAAAACCAAAGGUGAUGCCUC
Brienomyrus brachyistius is the source of this 2257-nucleotide messenger RNA. RefSeq names its product para-nitrobenzyl esterase-like. The transcript has 8 exons. The coding region runs from base 157 to 1932 and encodes 591 amino acids. Lineage: Eukaryota; Metazoa; Chordata; Actinopteri; Osteoglossiformes; Mormyridae. The record is from RefSeq and is a predicted model, not a curated record.